UCCUAACAGGAGGAAUUGGAGGAGGAGUUUAUUACUUUGUUAAGCAAAACACUGAAAGUAAACCACAAAGUUUUGAAGAAAGAAUUCAACAAUUCCAAACCCAAUUAAGUCAAAUUGAAACUUUUCUUAAUAAACCUGAAAAUUCUAGUAAAAAACUUACUUAUUCAACAACGUUAACUACUUUAAAAACUCAGUUAACUAAUUUUCCCUCUUUACCUAAUGAAGAUAAAGAAAAGGCUGUUAAAGAUUUAUAA
This is a messenger RNA of Ambispora leptoticha, 254 nucleotides long. The record is from the annotation of a GenBank genome assembly. Lineage: Eukaryota; Fungi; Glomeromycota; Glomeromycetes; Archaeosporales; Ambisporaceae.